AUAUACACACACAUAAGAAUUUUUUAUAGCGUUGUCGUCAUCGACAGUAAAGCCAUUUGUGCUUGUCGAUGAUUUUUUAUUUCGUGUUCCAUGGCAGCUUUGCUGGCGCAGCGCUUUAGUUUGCUUCGUGACUUUCAACGUUAUAAACGUAUUUUUCAAGCAAUAUCUGGAAAUAUAUAAGCUGCACACAUACACACACAUUUAUUUCUUUUUCGUGUAACAAUACGUAUUGGUCGUAUAUAUGUACUUAUAUAUGUGUGUAUUUGUGUAAAAACAAUAAAUUAGAAGGCAAUAACUGUGAAAGAAAAUAUAUAUCAAUCAUAAAAAUUAUUAGAGUUAUUAAAAACAAUAUUGAAAAUGUCAGAAUCAAUUUGUUAUAAAUGUAAGGAGGUAAUCACACAUCGCAUUAUUACUGCAUUGGGAAAGACAUGGCAUCCAGAACAUUUUGCCUGUAAAGAUUGUCAAUUUCCUAUUGAGGAGGCUACAUUUAAUAUUCAAGAUGGCGAACCGGUAUGUUCAAAGUGUUUUCUGAAUAAUUAUUCCGGAACGUGCCAUGGCUGUAAAAACCCCAUAUUAGAGCGUACAAUUAAGGCUCUGGGCCUUACGUGGCAUGAAGACUGCUUCUGCUGUGGGGGACCAUGUAACAAACCUUUGGUGGGAACAUCGUUUUACGAACGAGAAGGAAAGGCGUACUGCAAAAAUGACUUUGAAGCAUUGUUUGCCGCCAGAUGUGCCGGAUGUUUUAAGCCCAUCACAGAAAACGCGAUCGUUGCUUUAGAUGCUAAAUGGCACAGAGAUUGUUUUAAGUCUGGAAGUUUAUGUGCUCCCCAGAGUCGUAUUGUGGGUGGAGAUGAUGCUAUUUUGGGACAAAUACCGUAUCAAGCUGCUCUUUCUAUAGCUGGUUUACCAACCUGUGGCGCAGUAAUAAUUAGCGAACGCUACGCUUUGACAUCACUGCAAUGUGUUUGUUCUGCCGGAAGUGAUAAACCAUGGCCACCUCAAAUGUUUACGAUUACUGCCGGCACUACCGAUCUUUAUAAUGGAGGUUCACGUAUUGUUUUAGAAAAAAUUACUGUCAAUCCAAAUUAUAAUGAUCUUACAACGGGCAUAGCUCUAUUAAAACUUUCUCAACCUUUAAUAUUAAACGAUUACAUACAACCGAUUGCUUUGUCAAAAACUAUCCCUCCUGUCGGUGCUGAAAUAGAAAUUUCUGGUUGGGGUCGAACAAAACAUGGAGAAAAUGAUAUGUAUCGUACUCUUCAAAUUAAUGAUGCUAUUUUAAUUGAUGCCUCCGAAUGUUUUAGAACAAUAGGUAGUACCAAUGAUGAAGUUCUAUGUUUGGGGCAUACCCGAAAAAAUGGAAUAUGCCAGGGCGAUUUUGGUUCUCCCGCUGUUUACCAUAAUCAAUUGGUUGGAAUAGCGGCAUCUGUACUGGGUGAAUGUGGCAGUUUUUUACCUGAUGUGUUUACUAGUAUGGCUUUCAAUUAUAACUGGAUUAUGGAGCAAAUAAUGUAGAUUUAUAAUUGAUCUUUCUUAACUAAAUUCAUUUUUAGUAUAAAAUAAAUCUUUUAUUGCAAUUUUCUAUGAA
Messenger RNA from Lucilia cuprina (Australian sheep blowfly), 1588 nucleotides. Its product is annotated as transforming growth factor beta-1-induced transcript 1 protein. The record is from RefSeq and is a predicted model, not a curated record. The transcript has 6 exons. Gene Ontology annotation, molecular function: serine-type endopeptidase activity; transcription coregulator activity. Gene Ontology annotation, biological process: proteolysis. The coding region runs from base 358 to 1515 and encodes 385 amino acids. Gene Ontology annotation, cellular component: nucleus; Z disc. NCBI's taxonomy places the organism in Eukaryota, Metazoa, Arthropoda, Insecta, Diptera, Calliphoridae.